Messenger RNA from Gigantopelta aegis, 3657 nucleotides. RefSeq lists its product as uncharacterized. The record is from RefSeq and is a predicted model, not a curated record. NCBI's taxonomy places the organism in Eukaryota, Metazoa, Mollusca, Gastropoda, Neomphalida, Peltospiridae. The transcript has 2 exons. The coding region runs from base 228 to 3581 and encodes 1117 amino acids. Gene Ontology annotation, molecular function: DNA-binding transcription factor activity.
AACGUUGUUGUUGGAGGAAACAUAAAAUAGAAAGAAAUUAAAAUGGCGCUUACAGUUGAAGUUGGGAAAAGAUGCAGAAAAUGAAGGUCACAUGUAAGGCUUUGUGGAUAAAUAUUACUUAAUCUGAGAUACAAUGUGGCAAAUACUACAGAUUCAAAAGAGUAGACACUCUUUCCUUUUUUUCUUCAGUGGUGGUUGAACUGCAAACAUUUUGCUAUGUGGUUCAUAUGGAUAACAAUGUUUUAGAUACAUCCGUAAUGGCAAAUGAACACCAACAACAUAAUGUAAGCCAUGUGGGCAAUAUUCCGGCACGUCCUCAGUAUGAAAGAAAAUCUAAAUUAUUAUUUUUAGAAAAGAUGUUGAAUUUUGAGGAUUCUUUUAAUGAGGAUUCUUUUCAAGGAAAAACAUGCAAAACAAAGAAUUCUUUGUUAAAGAAAACUAAAAAACUGAAGUUAUCUGCUUUAAACAGUACAUUUGAUGAUCCUGUCGAUAGCAAGUCUGAUGAAGAUCUUUUAGUCUCAUGUGAUAAAAGAAGGAAGAAACCAGUACACUCAACAAAAGUUAAAAAUGGGUUAACUACACAGUGCAAUCGAGUUAAAAAUCUGGCAUAUAAGACAAAGAAAAAAGUACAACUGCCUAAAAUUGUAAAAGAUGUAAUGGCCAUACAGUCCAACAAUGCAGAAUAUUUGUCUCUCUCAUGUGCUAAGAUAAAAUCGGAACAUUCUCAUAAAAUUCAGAAUGUUGUACAAUGUAACCCAGCUGACGAGGCUGUAGUAUUUAAUGAAAUUGGUGAAACGGUGGUACCAAUGUCUUCCUACAUGGAGGAAGUUCAAGUAUGUUCAUCUACAGACAAACAGGUUUGUGAUGAUGAGCAAACUGAUGUAAGUUUUUCCACAAAGCAACUAAGUGUAAACCAUUCUUGUAAAGAAAGUUCUAGAAUGAUCGAAGAUGAACAUGUCCAAGUUAAAAUGGAAUCGCCAACAAGUGAUGGUUACUGGCCUGAAGUUAAACAUGAAGAAUGUCUUGAAGAUAAUUCAACAGAGCAGAUCAGGCUCUGUGUUGCUGAUAAUCGGAACCAUUUUCCUGACAGUCAGAGUAUACGUGAUAACAGAUAUUGUGUUACCAUAUUUGCCUAUAAGUGUCACAUAUGCCAAACAGGCUUUGCAACAUUGCAUAUGUUGCAAGAGCAUAAUCGUGAACAGUGUUCAGAAAUAAUAAAAAAUGGACAAAGGCCUCCAGAAACUAGUACUAAUAUUCAUUGUACCAUUUGUCCUGACCUUAAACCAUUUGAAAAUGUGGAAACCUAUAGGCAACAUAUGAGAUUUCAUCACGUGACAUCCACACUGAAUGAUCUGUCCAAUGUGGUGUGUAUUAGGUGUGCACUGUGCAAGUCAAAAGAGGAAUUCACAAGUAUAAGCAGUUUAAAAAGACAUCUCGGGAUAGAGCAUCUUCUUGAUAUAGAUUUUGAAACGUGUUCAGACUAUAUCAUCAAGGAGUCUGCUGAAGUAGCAAGAACAAAAUAUGACUUAUGUAGAACCCAUGAAAACAAAGGAUACAAUUUGCCAUCUGCUUCUGACAAAAUAUUCUAUGUCUGUCGUAUUUGUGAUGAACCUUUUUCAGAACAUGGCCCAUUUUUGAAACACUAUAAUAAACAUCAGAGGCAAUCAAAAGCAAUUAAAAACACCCAAUCUAAAGGCUGGAAGAAUUUGAGUAAUUUGCUCGUUGAUAAAGCACUUAGUGUGAAUGAGCUUACUGUUGCACCAAGUAAUGGUUUAUUACUUAAUGGUGAAAGUGAUUGGUUCAAGUCCAGAACAGACUUAUUGAUUUCAGAUACAGCGCAGACUAAAGCAAAAGGUAAAUUGUUAGAAAUAGAAGAAGUGGAAAGUGUCUUCAGUGAUUACAGACAUGAAGAAGAGACGGACUGUCGUGUUACAGGUUUUGAGCAAUCCAAAGUAUAUAAUGGUGCUGAAGGAGGAAUAAGUAAUACUCCAGCUUCUGAGCCUGCUGGAGUAGUCAGGAUAGAACCAAAUAGUGCAUCACAUUCCAAGCUCUUGAGUACAGAAAAUGUUAUGGAAAAAGUAGUGGAUGCUUCAGACGCUGAGAACUCCAGAGUGAGUGUUACAGUGGGAGGAUUUGAAAUAGAAUUAGAUCAGCCUUUAGAUGAUAUAUACUUGACACCAAAUGACCACAAUCAAAAUGUGUGUAGUUUGGAAACCAGUAUGAAUGAAUUCAUAUGUAAAAUUUGUCACAAAUCAUUUUCAAAUUAUGUUCAACUGUUGCAUCAUAAUAAAGUUCAUGAACUUCUGCCAGAAACAACAAAGAAUAGAUCCCAGUGUCAAAAAGGACUGGGCCCAGCCAGAAAGAAAAUCUUUAAAUAUUUGUGUCCAAAAUGUGAUAAAGGAUGUUCCUCAGCUAAAGAAUAUGGCUGUCAUGUCCAAACACAUGGCAAACUUUUUUACACUGAAUCUGAUUUUUGGUUGACAACUGCUGAUAAUUUGGUAUAUGACUUGCAAAAACACAAAAGUCUCAGACAAAAUAUGGAACACACUGAGAGCAAAUGCACAAAAACAAAUAAAUGUAACAGAGAUGUAAAAAACAGCAAAUGCAGAAUUUGUUUGAUUUGUUCAAAAACGUUCAUAACGUAUUCAGGCUACAAUCAACACAUGGCACGUCAUGGUUUUAAAAAAGGAAGAAGCAAAUCUACUAAGAUGAGACGUCAAAAUGUGUCCCUGUGCAAACGUAAAUAUGUUCACCAAAUUGGAGAUAAAAUGGAUUAUAUGGCAGCUGAUACAAACACUGUAACUGGGGUUGUAAAGAAACAAAUUACAGGUACUACGAAACAACAGUACGAAACUGAUGUCAACAGUUCAGAAAUUUCUGCUAUUGAAGAAGAGUAUUUGGUUGUAGAUGAUAAUCAGACAGAAUUGAGUACAGUUCAACUACCUAUCAAGGAAGACUGCACUUCAAAAGAUGCUGAUUACUUUGAACUGGGUCAUAAUGAAAAACAACUUUGUAAAAUGACAGAUGGUAAUGAACCAGAAAUAGGUGUUCCUGGAGUAGAAACCGAGCUCAUUAUCUUCAAUUCAUUCAGUUUAUCUUCUGAUCGUUUUGAAAAUGUUGACAUUCUAACACGGAUUGAAUGUGAGAUGGCCAUGAAAGAAGAACCUGACCAGCCGUCCGAGGAAGACGUAUACACUCGAAGUGGCUUACCAGUUGAUGACAGUUACAAUACUGAAGCCUCUGACAUUAUCAAGGAUGACAAUUCUUUAAGAGAAAAUGAUGAGCAACUCAGUCCUACCAAGGGACAUGUCGAUAAUAGUUAUUGGGUCAGUGAUAUAGUAAAUACGUCAAAGAAUGAAAAUGGAAGGGUGGGUAGCAUAAGAAAAAUAGCACCAGAGGAUAUUCCGAACAAGCUCAGUUCUGGUGAUGAUAUCUGCAAUGAGGCGGGCCUGAAAGACAUGAGGGUGAAUGGUGAAGGCAGCUUAAAUCUUCGGUGCGAUAUUUGUACGAAAGUAUUGCCAACUUUGACCUUCAAGCGCAUUCACAUGCUGCUUCAUAAAAGUUCAAAAUUGAACACUUGAUUUAAUUUAUAACCUCAUUAUUUUUAAAUUUAAUACCAUUGCAGCAACAUCAUAUUAAACAUAUUUUACAACUACA